UUAUAUCGUCCGAGAGCGUGUUCUGUCUGCCUCACUUCUCUCUCUGCAGGCUCCGAUUGCACUAAACUCCAGAAAGGCAUUUUUGCGAGUUUACCAUCUUUGCUACUGAUCAUCACGGAUGUAUUCCUUCACUCCGAUGUCUCAAAGCCGUAAGUAGAGGACCACGUUGUGCGAUCAGCUCUGGAGCAAUGGGACGUGGGGCGUUUUGGGGUGUGUUGUGCAUCUUCAUCUGUUCCGCUGGACUUUCGGUCGGAACCGGCUUUAUUUACCAGUUUCCAGGACUAACACUACAACACAUAAACUCAGAACAAAGCAUCGGACCCCCGGCCGCUGGCAUUAACUCGCAACGCAGAAACUGGUGUCAGUACACGACAUCAAAGACGGUCACGUGCCAGGUGCACAACGGUACGGAGACGACGGUGCAGAGAGUAUUUCAGGGCUGUCGGUGGCCAGGGCCCUGCGCGAAACUCAUCAGUUACAGGACACUGGUCAGGCCCGCGUACAAGGUGGCAUAUCGCCAGGUGACUGUACUGGAGUGGAAGUGCUGUCCAGGCUUUCAUGGGAGCGACUGCAGCGAAGAAUGCAUGAACUGCACAGGUUACACUGAUUUAAGCGUUCGUCUGAACACCGUUGAGUCUAAGAUCAGGUUACUAGAGAGGGAAGGUGCUCAGAUCCCAUCCGUUCAUCAUUUGCCAGAAGGAUCCACACACAAUGAGGUAGAGGCACCAAACCCCACUUCUAUUGGACCCCCACCUGUCUGGCAACCAGGGACGAGGGGUCCCCCAGGCCCUGCUGGACCUCCUGGGGAACCGGGUGUAUCAGGCCCUCCUGGACCUGCAGGAGAGGCAGGGGAACCAGGGCAGGUGGGACCCACGGGUCCAAAGGGGGAAAGGGGCUUACCAGGAGAAAUUGGCCUUCCGGGGCCCCAUGGACCCCCUGGGCCCCCCGGGGCCCCUGCCUUGCCCAACUCUAUCCCUCUGAGGGGCGAUGUAUUUCAGGGUCAGGCUGAAACAGGUCAACACCUUGCACAUGUGGGACUUCCAGGGCCACCUGGUCCUUCUGGCCCCCCUGGACCUGCUGGAGCCCCUGGCAUCCCUGGUCUACCUGGACUAGAUGCGGUGGGGGGUCUUCCGGGUGAAUCUGGAUCACUGGGGCCCAAGGGAGACCCUGGUGAAAGGGGAGCUCCAGGUUUCGCUGGGCAACAAGGGCAGCCUGGCCCAGCAGGUGCUAAGGGACAGAAGGGAGAUCCAGGAGAGAGUCUGCCUGACGGUGAAGGAGCUCAGCAGCUGAGGGAAGCGCUGAAGAUUCUGGCAGAGCGGGUGCUCAUUCUGGAGCACAUGAUUGGUAUCCACGAAAGCUCGGUCGAGGCUGGCUCUGGACUGGAUGGACUGUCAGAUGCUCUUGCUCCGCCUGCCAUGAAGAUGAAGCGGGCUGGAUCCCUGGGCUUGUCCUCCCCCUACUUCCAACUCCAGCCUCUCCACCCGGACCAGCACAAGAGGAGGAGUGUGGGACAUAGAGCAUAGCCAGGACUCAUUACUGCUUUCUUCUCAUGAGUGCUGAGAGCAGCCCCGUCGAAGACUCGCAACUUUUCAUAUAUGGGUCAUUUGUUUUGCUGGACCAUUUUGGAAACUUGUGUCUUUUUAAUAAUUUGACAUUUUGUGUG
This is a messenger RNA of Electrophorus electricus (electric eel), 1663 nucleotides long. RefSeq names its product collagen alpha-1(XXVI) chain-like. Gene Ontology annotation, molecular function: protein binding. The record is from RefSeq and is a predicted model, not a curated record. NCBI's taxonomy places the organism in Eukaryota, Metazoa, Chordata, Actinopteri, Gymnotiformes, Gymnotidae.